This is a messenger RNA of Leishmania braziliensis MHOM/BR/75/M2904, 1584 nucleotides long. RefSeq lists its product as hypothetical. The record is from RefSeq and is a predicted model, not a curated record. Lineage: Eukaryota; Euglenozoa; Kinetoplastea; Trypanosomatida; Trypanosomatidae. The transcript has a single exon. The coding region runs from base 1 to 1584 and encodes 527 amino acids.
AUGGCGGAGAGCACCGUUCUGACGCCACCGAGUGCGCGCCACACCGUGUCGCCCCGAGACCGUAGUCCGCUCGCAACCGGCAUUUCCACGCUCUCGUCCCCGACGGAGCACGCCAUAGAAGUGGACGGCCCUACCACACCGCCGUCGCCACUGCACGCACCGCCGCAGGAAACACAAGCGAACGUCACGGAGAAGCUCAGUGGCGACGAGGCCGAGAGGUGGUGCGGUGACCGAGAGCCGCCCUCCCAUGGGUAUGUCGCGUCGUCGUCGCCUGGCACGAAUGCGCAUCUACCCAUCUCGCCCCCACCACCUGUGCGAGACGAGGGACACGCGCACAUCACCGCCGCUGACUAUGCCGAUCGGCAGCGACUCCUGUACCACAUCACCUACCUGAGCACCCAACUGCAACGCGCGCAGCUGCAAGUAGAAGACCUCACACGAACCGUCUGUGUGCUGCGUGGUGCGGUAGGUGACCCCGCCGCAGCCACGGCUAUCAAGGUCGCCAUAAAGGAGGACGCCACGUCGGCCGCAGUGCUGGCCGCGAGGGAAGAGAAAGACGUGCACGCUGCCCUGCAGGCAACCCUGGCAAUCUUUGACCCUGUGAUUGCCCAGACCCAGAUCUACCGUCUCGACGAUGCGCUGGCACAGGUCGGGUUGCUACGCGAGGCGGAACUGGCCCAGCUGCGCAAAGCGAACGCGGCACUGCAGGACCACCGCACGCUCGCCAGCCGCCUCUCUGAAGAGGUGGCGCAGCUGCGCAGCAAAACGGCAGCGUUAGAGCAGCAGAAGCAGCGCGCAGAGACGCAGCUAGCCGCGGCUGUCCUCGAAGUCGAGCAGCUCCGCUACGAGGAACGACGACUCAACAAUCGCGUGGUAGGCCUAGAGGAGCUUGCGCAAGACGGCACGUGGAUGAGCGACGUGCGCGUCGUCAGGGCAGCCGCGGCGUCGACGCAGUCGAGCGUCUCUCCGUCGCUGCCGCUUGUUCAGCUCGAACGCGAGGAACAGUUGGCACGGCAGUCGCUGCUGCUUGACGUCUUCUGGGACCCCGUGCUCAUCGCCUUCGACGCGGGCUUGACAUGGCUCUUCGAUAGCGCCGCACUGCAAGCUCGAGGCUCCGUUGCGCAAGAACAACCGGCGGCCCCAGACAGGGCCAAGGCUGUCGCGGACGAGCGCGACCUCGUCUCACUGGCGCAAGCCGGCAUCCUCGUCGAGACGCCGGCGCUUCCGACAGAUGCAGACCUACUUCUCUUGCAACGUCAGCAGGAGGAAGUAACGCAGCUGCGUGCGAGAGCGCAGCUGCUGCAGGAGCGCAAUCGCGUAGGACAGCUUGAAAACGAGCGCCUCCAGUUCCUAUAUGAAGGCGAGGUGCGGCGCAACGAGCGCAUGGCGAAAGACCACGCGGCACAGCUGCAGCAGGCCUACGACGAAGUGGUGCGCGACCGGCAGUACAUCAUGAACAAGCUCAAGCAGGAAGUCGAGGAUCAAAUUCGACUCGCCUACGAAGACGGCAGGGCGCACGAGAAAAGCAGAGCCAGAAGCCGACGCUCGCAGAAGGCGCUUCGCGCCGGUAAUGCCGUCCUGUGA